Molecule: messenger RNA, 3281 nt
Organism: Ahaetulla prasina
Lineage: Eukaryota; Metazoa; Chordata; Lepidosauria; Squamata; Colubridae
Gene: ST6GAL2
Product: ST6 beta-galactoside alpha-2,6-sialyltransferase 2
Exons: 7
Coding region: 600-2174 (524 amino acids)
Molecular function (GO): sialyltransferase activity
Source: RefSeq, a predicted model, not a curated record
GCCACGCGGAGCCGCGCGCAUCUCUCGGCUCCUCCAACCGUCGCCGCCUCUCCCAACAUCGAAGCCUGGGAGACGCAGGCAAAGCCGCUGCAGCGGUAGCGCCCGAGUUGGCUUAGCAUGCUCGCCUUUCGGCACCGGCGGCGACGGGUACUUGCUGCAGCCAUCCGGCAGAAGCACGAGCGGCAGCUGGUGCCUUUCUUCCCGGGUCUUUAACGCCUGGCUUGCUUCUCCACUACUGCCGCUGCCUCCAGCACCUCCUCCUCCGGGUGGGGCGAUUAUGAACUAACCGGGUGACUACACUGAUACCCCAGCUUCUCUUUUUUCCCGGGCAACCCUGCUGUGGGAAUGCUGGGGAGGAGACUCACACAGAAGGGAGGAAGGCAGCAUAGAUGCCUGCAAUUUUUCUAAGCAGCCUGGUCUUCCAAAGCUCUGGAGAAGAUCUAAGUUGAAGAGUUAACUUCUUUCCUCUGUAGAGUAUGGAGAAAAUGCCUUUCUUCAAGAAGUAAUAUUGAAAAUAAUAAACCAUACAGCCAGAUUCUAAGGUCUUAUAUCUUUUCAUAAAACCCUUAAGACACAGAGGAAUUGUCACAAACAUUGCCAUGAAACCCAAUCUGAAACAAUGGAAACAAGUAAUGCUGUUUGGAAUAUUUGCCUGGGGCCUCCUGUUCCUGUUUAUCUUCAUAUAUUUCACAGAUAGCAACGCCACAGAUGCAGUUCCUAGUUCUUUUUCAUAUGUUGAGACUAAAAGACUCUUGCCUAUUCAAGGCAAACAGAGGGUUAUCAUGGGAGCAAUUCAUGACCCACCCUUCUCCGAAACCGUCAACGAGAUGCUCUUCAACAAAGAUGUCUUAGAUUCAUUCAAGUCAGAGGCUGGGAAUAUUAAAAAGUGGACUAGCUUAGAUAAUAGUUUUGAAAGUGAAGAAUUUUUUGCUUCUCAGUUUAGAGGAAAAUCCAAAAGCAAUUUUCAUCAGAGGAGCAGUGAUUAUUUAUUUGCUGCUGGUCAGCCUCAGUUAUCAAAUAAUGUUCAGCGAAUAGUGAAAUUAAACUCUGCACAGGGGGAGGUACAGAAGAGGAAUAUUUUACAGAACGGUUGGUUCCCUCAAAAGAAGAUAAAGAAAAGACACAUAAAUCACAGAAGAGGAGAACUGGUUGAAGAGUCCCAUGAACGGAAUGAAAUUUAUUCCACAAUGUCAAAAUCGUUCCUGUUCAGGCUUUGGAGGGGGGAUGUCUCCUCUAAGAUGCUGAAUCCUCGCCUUCAGAAAGCAAUGAAAGAUUACUUGAAUGCCAACAAGCAUGGGGUGAAGUUCAGAGGGAAGCAAAACUCCCAACUGACUUCAGAACAGCUCUUCUGUGAGCUCAAAGCACGUGUAAACAUCAGAACCAUUGAUGGUGAGGAAGCUCCCUUUUCAGUUCUUGGUUGGAAAAAACACGUCCCUCAAACGUCACUGAAUAAAUUAUAUCCUCAUGGAUUUGGAAGCUGUGCUGUCGUUAUGUCUGCUGGUGCCAUACUGAACUCUUCUCUUGGGCAUGAAAUAGAUUCUCAUGAUGCAGUUCUGCGAUUCAAUUCUGCUCCAACAAAAGGUUAUGAAAAAGAUGUUGGAAAUAAAACUACAAUGCGCAUCAUUAAUUCCCAGAUUCUUACUAAUCCUAAUUAUCAUUUCGUCGGUAACUCCUUGUAUAAAGAUGUUAUUUUAGUGGCUUGGGAUCCUGCUCCUUAUUCUUCAAAUUUGGAUAAGUGGUAUAAGAAUCCAGACUACAACUUGUUUACUCCAUACAUACAGCAUCGCAGUAAGAAUCCAAACCAACCAUUCUACAUUCUUCAUCCAAAAUUUAUAUGGCAGCUCUGGGAUAUUAUUCAGGAGAACACUAAAGAGAAAAUACAGCCCAACCCUCCUUCAUCAGGUUUCAUUGGGAUUUUCAUCAUGAUGUCCAUGUGCAGUGAAGUCCAUGUGUACGAAUAUAUUCCAUCCAUCCGACAAACUGAUCUUUGCCACUACCAUGAACAUUACCAUGAUGCAGCUUGUACCUUGGGGGCUUAUCACCCGCUGCUUUAUGAGAAACUGCUGGUGCAGAGGUUGAACACAGGACUCAAGGAGGAUUUAUAUCGGAAAGGGAAAGUGAUUUUGCCAGGGUUUCAGUCAGCGAGAUGCCGACGACGGUUCUGGUUCCCAUAAGAAUGAUAUCUUUCUCAAACAAUGUGCAAUAAGGUGCUAUAGUCAUACUGAUAAAUAGCAGAAAUACUUGAAAAAUGGAUCCUAGACUAACCAGUCUUAAGUCUACAGUGUGUAGUUAAGUAGUAGGCAUGAUGGAAAUUCUUGUUUCUAGGGCCUCUUAGUUUUUCUUUGCAAUGUUUCUAAGAUGUAGCUUAUUGAGAAAUGCAAAAUAUAGUGAAAAUCAACUUGAGUAUUUAUAUAUGGUCUGCCAGAAAACGCUUCUUCUUACAUGUGUCAGAUUAAAGCCUUUUAGAGGAAGCAUUUUAUUAGUUUAGUGUAAUCCAAUAAAACAGUUCUUAGAACAGAAAUAAAAAUGGAAUGAUAGCAAAAAGUUCUAGCCUAGGAUUUCUAUCCUUUCUCUCUCCUAAUUUUUUUAAAAAGAACAAUAAAAAGAACAAAAACUGGAUAUGUAUUUAAUACAAUGAGCCAUAUUCUUUUCAUUCUUUAUUUCGUCUAGUGCUAGAACAUGGCAUCCCAGUCUUAUAAAUAUUUUGUGCUAGUCUAUUUUCAAAUGCAUUAAGACUGUAUUUGAUUAAAUAUAUAGAUAGAUUUAUAAGUAGAUAGGAAAGAGUGACAAGAGAGAAACUACCUAUGAUUUCAGAAAACAGUUUAUUAUUUUGACCUGAUGCAUUAGCCAAAAAACCCUCUAAAAAUCCGCAGGGGGAAAAAAUAACCUGCAGAGUGGAAGAGAACAUGGUUUAUAUACAGGAGAUUCCAAGUUAAAUUCCAGCAUCUCUAGCUAAAGCUAGGAAAAAAAAUCGAACCAUUGCCAAUAAGUAUUGGAUUAGAUCAGGGGUGUCAAACCACAGUGGCCACACCCAACCCCGUUUUAGCAAAGGGGGAAAAAGUCACGAUAUGUCAAGUGACGACAACAUGACACCAUGAGUUUGACACCCAUGGAUUAGAUGGAUCAGUGAUCUAUGAAGCAGGUUGUUUGCUGUAAAGCAACUUAUAUUGAUUGAGGAAUAUUAAAGUGCUGCUUUUGCCUUUGACAAUUUGUCCAGCAGGGAAAAUAGAUAUAGAAACUGAUACUGAUAUGAAUCAUUGAAAAAUGUUUAUUAGAACAAA